CCCAUCUCCGGACUAAUGCCAUCUAAGUCAUCACUCCUCCUAUACUCCACAGUCAGGACGAUCGCCGAACGAAACCGAAAGGCGCCAUUAACUGCGGAAGAGCUAGACCCAAUUGCUCAAGCGCUUGCAACCCCGGCGACGAUUGUUGCCAUCGCCGAUAUUGAUGAUGGUGGGUGAUUGCACACUCGGCGUAAUCCAUCUACAAUGAGGUCUUAUGGCAUAUAUCCUUUACAUUUGUUGACGUUCAUUCUGCCAAUGGUAGAUGAUUGAUCCUGAUUUAUAUAGCAAUUUUACAUCUUCAUCUCCUCCCUUGCUUGAUAAUGCGUGAGACGAGACUGGCAGUCAGUGUAUGGUCCCUCCUGUGCCUUGGUGCAUGUGCAGCUCAUCCCUCAGAUGCAUCACUGUACCAGAGCAAGCUAUGGGUAGCAGGCAACAUUCGAUCAGCUAUGCUGGCUUCUAUCAGGACUAGUUGGGAACAAGGAACCGCGGCGGGAGCCAUACUCGAAUUCAAUAACCCAGAGUACUCUGUCUUUGGAUCUUCCCCAUUUGUUUCCGAUGGAAAUUUUCCCUUUUCAACUCUGCAGCUUGCUUAUAGCGCUGCUGUACGGCAAACUCCCGACGGUCGCCUCAGCCAAGAAAUCGGUGAUGCACUCGAUGGCGCUGCGUUAGAUGGCGCCUCCGCUGGCUCUGCGGUUCUUCUGGGCAGUUUGACUGACCCAUCUCGGUACAACUAUUGGCUGGACGCGGCUAACGCCCAACUGAAUUUUUUACUCAACGUAGCUCCUCGUACCUCUACUGGAGCUAUUUCCCAUCGUGUUGACUCACGUCAAUAUUGGGCUGAUGGCGUCUACAUGGGGUUCCCCUUUAUUGCAUACUUUGGGGCAGUUACCAACAACGCGACUCUCCUUCAGAUCGCAUACGAUCAAUGUCGGUUGUACCGUGAUGCUCUUAUUCUAGACGGUCCCACUGGAAAGCUCUGGGGACAUAUUUACUCCGACGAUAAUAAAACGUGGAUAGAUGAAGGUAUCUGGGGAACUGGUAAUGCAUGGGCAGCACUUGGCAUGCUACGUGUUGCUGUGACGAUUCAGAAAACUGAGCACUCUUCACAUAUGGCUUCUCAAAUUGCUUGUCUUACCUCAUGGAUCAAGGAAAUUCUGGACGGCGAGUUUGCUGCUUUGACAACAGACAAUCUGGUCCCGAACUAUAUCACCGGGGGUCCGUCUUUUCCUGAUGCAGCCUCCUCCACUGCCCUAGCCUCUGUAGCGUAUCGGGUUGCAUAUAUCUUCCCCCAGCAAUUCGGCAAGCACUACACGCAUGUGGCUGCGAAAAUACGAGACACUGUUAUAUGCAAUAUCACGAACCUUGGUACCUUGCAGCCCAUAGUGGAUCCUUUACCAGAUCCCUUUCCAUAUUGGAAUCAAACAGGACUGCUGAGUACAGAGGCACAAGCAUUUGGAUUGAUGAUGCUUUCAGCGUGGAGAGACUGGAUUGGCGCCUGAAGGUGCCAGCAAAUUCUUUUGUUUUCGGACUAUCCCUGCAUAUAAAACAACCAAAUCGUGUAAACAGACUGCCCAACAGAUGAUCACGAGACAUCCGCAGUGUUGAAUAUGUUCUUUAUCUGAUGAUGAGACACUUCAAAAAUUCAACAUUUAGGAAGCGGACGAGAUGGAUACAACAGCAAGUCGCAAGAUUCAGGUAAACAAGGUAUAUGGUCUAUUACAUUUAUGUGGCACAGCAGGUCACUUGCCAG
Suillus plorans is the source of this 1750-nucleotide messenger RNA. RefSeq names its product Six-hairpin glycosidase-like protein. Lineage: Eukaryota; Fungi; Basidiomycota; Agaricomycetes; Boletales; Suillaceae. The transcript has 7 exons. Bases 321 to 1499 code for a protein of 392 amino acids. The record is from RefSeq and is a predicted model, not a curated record. Gene Ontology annotation, biological process: carbohydrate metabolic process.